AUGCCGCGGGAACGGCCGCAGAGCUCGCGGCACUCCAAGCUGGAGAAGGCUGACAUCCUGGAGAUGACCGUCAAGCACCUGCGGAGCCUCCAGCGAGCCCAGAUGACCGCCGCACUGAGCACAGACCCCACGGUGCUGGGCAAGUACCGUGCCGGCUUCAGCGAGUGCAUGAACGAGGUGACGCGGUUCCUCUCCACCUGCGAGGGCGUCAACACUGAGGUGCGCACCCGGCUCCUGGGCCACCUGGCCAGCUGCAUGACCCAGAUCAACGCCAUGAACUACCCUGCGCCCCCCCCCCCGCCCCCGCUGCCACCAGCCGCAGCCUUUGGGCCACCCCUGGUGCCGCCGGGCAGUGGCACAGGGCCGCUCCCAGGCAUGCCCUGCAAGCCGGGCGCGGACGCAGCCAAGGUGUACGGUGGCUUCCAGCUGCUGCCAGCUUCCGAUGGGCAGUUCGCCUUCCUCAUCCCCAGCACCGCCUUUGCUCCCGGCGGUGCUGUGCUGCCCCUGUACGGCGGCCCACCCACAGCUGCCACUGCCGCCUCGCCGCCUGGCCCGCCACCCGGCACCGCCGACUCGGUCUGGAGACCCUGGUGAGGGUGGCGGGCACCGGACUGGACUGAGCACAGCACCCCGUGCUGCUGGCACGGCUGUAUAUAGGUUAUAUGUUCAUAUUGGAUUGUGCCUUUGUACCAUAGCACUCCCUCGACAGUGUUUCGUGUUUUACACGAGAUCUUUUUUCUCCCUUCCCUCCCCUUCCUUAUGUGACAC
This is a messenger RNA of Haliaeetus leucocephalus (bald eagle), 768 nucleotides long. RefSeq names its product hes family bHLH transcription factor 1 (gene HES1). Bases 1 to 594 code for a protein of 197 amino acids. The record is from RefSeq and is a predicted model, not a curated record. NCBI's taxonomy places the organism in Eukaryota, Metazoa, Chordata, Aves, Accipitriformes, Accipitridae. Gene Ontology annotation, molecular function: RNA polymerase II cis-regulatory region sequence-specific DNA binding; protein dimerization activity; DNA-binding transcription factor activity, RNA polymerase II-specific. Gene Ontology annotation, biological process: Notch signaling pathway; regulation of neurogenesis; regulation of transcription by RNA polymerase II. Gene Ontology annotation, cellular component: nucleus. The transcript has 3 exons.